Molecule: messenger RNA, 1193 nt
Organism: Capsella rubella
Lineage: Eukaryota; Viridiplantae; Streptophyta; Magnoliopsida; Brassicales; Brassicaceae
Product: peroxidase 54
Exons: 4
Coding region: 44-1129 (361 amino acids)
Biological process (GO): response to oxidative stress; hydrogen peroxide catabolic process
Molecular function (GO): peroxidase activity; heme binding
Source: RefSeq, a predicted model, not a curated record
AAAAACUAAUCGAAACCUUGCCAUUAUUUGCAAAAACCGGUUAAUGGAUGUAACAAGAUCUUCCUCUACUUGUGAUGGUUUCUUCAUCAUCAGCCUUCUUGUUAUCGUUUCUUUAUUGUUUGGGACUUCAUCUGCGCAGUUAAACGCAACGUUUUACUCGGCUACGUGCCCUAACGCCUCUGCCAUCGUUCGCAGCACUAUUCAGCAAGCUCUUCAAUCCGACGCGAGAAUCGGAGCAAGCCUAAUCCGCCUUCAUUUUCACGACUGCUUUGUUAAUGGUUGCGACGGGUCGCUCUUGCUUGACGAUACUGGAAGCAUCCAGAGCGAGAAGAACGCUGCUCCCAACGCAAACUCAACUAGAGGAUUCAAUGUUGUCGAUAAUAUCAAGACUGCCCUCGAGAAUGCUUGUCCCGGCAUUGUCUCUUGCUCUGACGUUUUAGCCCUUGCCUCUGAGGCUUCCGUUUCUUUGGCAGGAGGGCCUUCAUGGAGUGUAUUAUUAGGAAGAAGAGAUGGUCUCAAUGCAAACCUGUCUGGGGCCAAUUCGUCACUUCCUUCUCCCUUUGAAGGCCUUAACAACAUAACAUCUAAAUUUGUAGCUGUCGGGCUAAAUACAACCGAUGUAGUAGCCUUGUCAGGGGCGCAUACGUUUGGGCGUGGUCAAUGCGUAACGUUCAACAAUAGGCUAUUCAACUUCAACGGGACAGGGAACCCCGAUCCGACUUUGAACUCAACACUUCUCAGCACUCUUCAACAGCUAUGUCCUCAAAACGGCAGCGGAUCAGGGAUCACCAAUCUCGAUCUGACCACACCUGAUGCAUUCGAUAGUAGUUACUUCACGAACCUUCAGAGUAACAAUGGGCUUCUUCAGUCAGACCAGGAACUGUUCUCCAAUACUGGUUCAACCACCGUAGCAAUGGUUAAUUCCUUUGCAAGUAACCAGACUCUGUUUUUCGAGGCGUUUAUUCAGUCUAUGAUCAAGAUGGGGAACAUUAGUCCAUUGACAGGGGCUAAUGGAGAGAUUAGACAAGAUUGUAAAGUGGUUAAUGCACAGUCAUCAGCCACUGAAGCAGAGCACAUUCAGUUACAAUCUGAUGGAGGAUCGCUGAGUGUAGCAGUCGCAGAUAUGUGAACAAUGAUGGUUUCAGUCUCACCACCGUCUGUAUCAUAUGUAUUUGAAUUAUUAUAUAUGUACU